Molecule: messenger RNA, 2316 nt
Organism: Danaus chrysippus (African queen)
Lineage: Eukaryota; Metazoa; Arthropoda; Insecta; Lepidoptera; Nymphalidae
Source: the annotation of a GenBank genome assembly
AUGGCUAUUCCUGAAUAUAAACUAAGUUCUGUUUUGUGUGGCCAUUCCAUGGACGUUAGAUGUGUAGCCACAACAAAAGAAUCUUGUAUACUGUCUGCUUCCCGAGAUAGGACUGCUAGAUUAUGGCACCCGGAAGGGACUAAAGAUUUCGUAAACGUAGUGACCUAUAAAGGUCACAAUAACUUCGUUUCCUGUGUUUGCUGGCUUCCACCUUGCGAAGCAUUUCCUGAAGGACUGGUUGUUACUGGAAGCAAUGAUAAUACUAUACUAGGAUAUAACCUGCAGGAUGGUGCAAUUCAGAUACAUUUGAAAGGUCAUAAUAAUGCAGUGUGUAGUGUUGCUCCUGGAAAUGAUUCAGGAAUACUUUUGAGUGCAAGUUGGGACAACACAGCCAGAAUAUGGAAUAUCAACUCCCCACAAAUGUCCCCUGUCAUACUCAAAGGUCACCAGGCCGCUGUGUGGUGUGUUAUAGAAUUGAGUAAUGGAGUGUAUGCAACUGCUUCGGCCGAUAAAACCAUCAAACUAUGGAGAAAAGAUGGAGCUUUGAUCAAUACUCUUUCUGGUCAUACAGAUUGUGUGAGAGGUUUGACGGUAGCGAGUUCUGAAAGUUUCCUAAGUUGUUCCAAUGACGCAUCCAUCAAGCUGUGGUCGAAUAAAGGAGAUUGCAUCAACACAUAUUAUGGACAUUCUAAUUAUGUUUAUAGUAUAAGUAGCAACCCUGAAAGUGGUAUGUUUGCUAGUUGUGGUGAAGAUGGUGCAUUACGUCUUUGGAGCGGUGUUGAAAGUAUUGCACUAAGGCUGCCUGCACACUCUGUCUGGAGUAUAGCCUGCCUUAAUAAUGGAGAUGUUGUCACUGGUUCUAGUGAUGGCAUAGUCAGAGUAUUCACAAAGGAUCCAGCAAGAUUCGCUGAUGAGACAACUCUGAAAAACUAUGAGGAAGAUUGUAAGAAAAUGAUUGAAGCAUCACAACAAGAAAUAGGAGGUUUUAAACUUUCAGAACUGCCCGGACCGGAAGUAUUACUGGAGCCAGGUCGUACUGAUGGUCAGACUAAGUUAGUGAGGCGAGGGGCCUCAGUGAAAUGCUACGCGUGGCGCGCCGCGGGGGGCACGUGGGAGGAGCUUGGUGACGUCAUGGGAGCCACGCCCCCCACACAGGGGAAAACAAUGUACCAGGGACAGGAAUACGACUUCGUGUUCAGCGUUGACAUCAAAGACGGCGCCCCAGCCAUCAAGUUGCCUUUUAACAAGACGGAGGACCCGUGGGUUGCGGCGCAGGCUUUCAUACACAAGCAUGAUCUUCCACAAGUAUAUUUAGAACAAGUCGCCAACUUUAUAAUAACGAAUGCUAAGUUAGACUCCGUCCCAGCUUCUAGUAAUGGGUACGCGGAUCCGUUUACAGGAGAGUCUCGUUACGUGCCGGGUUCCGGCCCCCUCGCGGGCCCGACCGGGGGGCCCGCCCCUGUGUCUUCGGGUCCCCUCAAAGACCCCUUCACUGGAGAGGGCGCGUAUACAACUUCUAGCAACGAGAAACCUCUCAUACCACACGAUGCAUACAUCAGGUUUGAUGCAGCGAAUCUUAAAGCGAUACACGACAAACUGAAAGAAUUCAAUAGUAAAGUGGGAGACGGUUUAAACGCAUUCACAGAUGAACAGAUUGAAAAUAUUGUGAAAUUGGGUGAAAUGGACUCCACUUUUAAUCCAGAAACUGUAUCCCUGCUCAAGAAAAUGCUAGAAUGGCCCAAAGAAAUUCUGUUCCCUGUACUGGACGUUACUAGAUUGGCCGUAAGAAACAAAGAUAUCAACACCCAAAUAUUUGACACAACAUAUGGGCCGAACUUCGUUAAAUAUCUGUUAACAUUGUUAAGUCCUGAUAAUCUAUCACCCAACCAGUUGCUUUCUAUGCGUGUGUUAGUGAAUGCGUUCAGUGCUCUCUCCGGUGAGAUGCUCGUACUAUCAGCUCGUGAAAGACUUCUGGAAACUAUGAACACACUCACAAACAUCAGUAAUAACGCCCAGAUAGCUGCUAUGUCGCUACUUCUGAACUUGUCAGUAGCUUUAGGCCAACAACCAGAUAAUAUAGACCUAGCGGAUUGUGUGGUUAAUUUACUCAACAAAAUUACAGAUAAUGAGGCUUACUUCAGGGGUCUUGUAGCAUUAGGCACUUUAUUAGCGGAAUCUCCAAACAAACUCAUUAUCCAAACGAAAAUUGUAACCAGCAAUAAUCUACAUAACAGAUUGAAAAGAGACAGCUCCACAGAAAUUCCCAACUUCAAGAAAAUAUCAAUUUGUUCCCAACAAAUAUUAAGACUGUUAUGA